Bathycoccus prasinos is the source of this 3240-nucleotide messenger RNA. RefSeq lists its product with no specific name. The record is from RefSeq and is a predicted model, not a curated record. The transcript has a single exon. Lineage: Eukaryota; Viridiplantae; Chlorophyta; Mamiellophyceae; Mamiellales; Bathycoccaceae. Gene Ontology annotation, biological process: retrograde transport, endosome to Golgi; endocytic recycling. Gene Ontology annotation, cellular component: EARP complex. Bases 1 to 3240 code for a protein of 1079 amino acids. Gene Ontology annotation, molecular function: SNARE binding.
AUGUUUCUAAACAACUGGAAGCAGAAAGCGGAGGAGUUUAGAAAACGCGCGAAGGAAAAAGUUGAGCUGGUAAAGGACAAAAUCGAAGAACAAAAACGAGACGCGAGUUCGCCGAUUGGGAAGUUAGCGAACCGAAUGAAUACUCAACAGAGCCCGAGCGCGAGUAGUCCCGAGAGCCGAUAUCUAGAGCAAAAACAAACUCCGGUAUCCUCGUCAUCUGCGGGCAAGUUAGUGAACAGAAUGAACAGUUUGGAGUUGAACGCGGCGUCGAUGAACGCCGAGCAAGCCGCGAAAGAAGUAGACAAAUUACAUCCCGGAUUUUUCGAGCCGUAUCGUAAAGAUGAAGAUGAAGAUGAAACGAACAGGAGCGAAGAGAGAAUAAACGCGUCGACGGAUCCGUCGUCAUCAUCGUCAAACAACGACUCCAUUAAAUUUGACGCUUUGAGAGAGUCUUUGAAAGAGAUUCCGCGGGAUUUUUCGCCGAAGGAUCUGCGACGCGAAGAAGAGCGACUGAUGGCAAUCGUAGAAACCGUACAAACUAGAAUCAAUGGGGAAAUAUAUAAGAAACGAAACGAAGUCGGUCACGCGUCGCAGAAGAUAUUGGAUAUACAAAACUCUUUGACGAGAGCAAAUGUGGUGCUUAAAAAUGGACGACGCGCUUUAGAAAGAUCGCAACACGCCGUCGACGUCAAAAUUCGAGCCGUGCACACGAAUAAAAGGAAAGAAAACAUGGUUCGCGUUUUGCGCGUCGUAGAAGAGUUGCGGAGAUGUGGCGAGCGGGAAAUCUCAAUUCGAGAGAAGAUUGGGAAGGGCGACAUUUCGGCAGCCAUAGUCGAGUAUGGUGAAGCGAAGAACGCGUUAGAAGCACUCAGUGCAUUAGACUGUACAAAACAAGCGAUCGAAGACUUGAACCUGUUGAAGUUUGAAGUCGAACGUGGCACCAGAGAUGCUUUCGUGCAGGCGUUCUCAACCGACGAAGAUGGAGACUCCUUGUACGAAAAAGCGUUCCAAGGCGCGCUCGCUUUAGGACACGAACGCGCGGCGGAACUCAGCGCGGAAUGUUUUGCAACUGCGAGAGAUUCGUUACUCGUUCAAUCUCAAGCUGAAGAUCCAGUAGGCGGCGUUUCAAGAGCUGCACAUCUGUUGUUUAAGCGCUUGCAUUUUGCAAAGGCGUACCACGAGAAGAAAAUCGCAAUGGCGAAUAAGAACGACGCGUUUGAAACUCUUCUCGCGGAUUCUCUCGCAAAGUCAAAUUUAGAAGCACGAACGACAGAUACCGCUUACCACGCGCUGAAUGCACUCGAAAUAGCUAUCCGAACAGAUUCCGGACGUCAAAAUAGCAGCGCGACCUUUAACGCCGACCCGAACGUCGCCCGGAUGACUUUACGAAAAUGCCGUUUGUUCGCGGAUAUGUGCGAAAAGUUUGCCGGAGCUGAAACCGUCUACUCGCGAACGAAAAGUUUAAUGGACUGCGCAAUUGAUGUCUUAUCCGACGCGCAAAGGAAACCGAGACUCGGCGAGUUAAAACUAGCGUUCGAGCGAGAGACGUGGACGAAACUAUCGAACGAUCUCGCGAAGAAAGCGAGAGCGGAAGCGCGAAUGGCGUCGUCGAUUGAAGAGCGAGUGGGGAGCACGAAUGGUUUGAUCAUGAAUGCUGAUGAUAUCGAUCAUCAAAGCAAAGAAAAAGCGAUGAGAGCGAUAGAUUGGGUCGAGCGGCGCGAACAUCCGUUUGCCGGUGAACGCUUCGUCGGGAGCGACGAUGCGGUCUUGAAAAUGACAACGAAUGAAGAAAAUCUACUGCUCUCGCCGCAAGAAUCGUCUAAGAUGAUGAAUGAUAGUGAUGGUAAUCAAAUGAGCGCGGUUGCAGCUAUGGCGAAACUGAAUGGUGGUGCCGAAUUGAGUGCAGAGCAUGGAAAGGAAGAAGAUGCGUCGACGAGUAAGACUGUGACGGCGUCUACUGCAUACUUACUCGAGAGCGUUCGCGUCUUUGCCUCGCUCGCCGCGGAGUCGCCGACGAUGAGCGCAAAUAGCAAAUGCAGAAGUAAACUCAAAGCUUUCGAUGCUUGCAGAGAAAUGUUUGAACUCGCGUUAUUCAACGUGUUUGUUUCUUUCGGUAACCCGAGAUUGCUCGUGCACACGAGUGGUCAGCUUUUGGAUGACCAUAACAAAAAUGCGUUGACAAACAGACUGAAACAAACGCUCACAAAAUUAGCAUCGCGAGGAGGUUUGUUUGCUUUGAAACCACCGCCGCCGAUUAUUCAUCAGCAACAUCAGCAACAUCAGCACAUGAAUACUCCUGGUGAUGGUAGUGGUGGUAACAACCCAAACGGUACCGCGAUGCCAUCAGCGUCAUCUGCAGCUGCAGCCUCGACGACAACGCCAGUCGUCUCAAAACUCGGCGCAACCUUCAGAAAACGUUCCCAAAACGCACGCGCACAAAUCGCGAGUUCUGGGAACAUGUUUGGACUGAAAGAGCGCGUGGUCGCGUUAGAGUCUCUGGCGUGUGUAGCUUCAAUAUACGAAGAGUUGAAACCAACUUUUGAGCGUUGGGUGGGAGAAGAUUCCUCCUCCGUCGUCGAUAAGUUCUUUACGAAAGUUGUGCACGCGGUGGACGAUUUGCGCGAACACAUUUUGAGUAGAGUUGCUGAGUUAUUGCUCGAUCUUUCGUGGUUGCCAGAUGAGAUUGGCGAUUCGGAUUUCAAAAUCACAGACAUGCAGUCUAUGAAGAAAGCUGCGCUCGGGAAGUACAAUCAGAAAGAAAUGCCGUCGGUGUUGUCGGCGUCGGAAUGGACGACGCAACUCGGACAAGUGCUGGCACAGUUUGCGACGAAACUUCGCGUCUCUGAAGUGACCGCGGUGAACGGAAAAAUCUUGUGGGAACUCGGCGCGCAACUCGUGUCCAAUGCCAUCGUGAGAGGAUUUGCGAAAGUGAAAAAAUGUAGCGUCGAUGGACGCGCAAUUAUGCAAAUGGACGUCCAAACGGUGCAGCAACACUUUCAGACGCACUACCCGUUCGAGAAAGUUCCUCCUCCGUUAAACUUAGACUUUAGAUACGUGGAAACGUAUAUUAAAGCGUUCUAUACCCAAGAAUCAGAGCUCGUUCGAUGGACCAUGAUCCACCCGGAGUAUACGAGUGAACAAAAAUUGGUUUUGGUAUCGCACGUCGCGCACGCGUUCAAAUGGACAUCGAAACAAAAAUUGGAUUGUUUGUCAGAAAUUCAAAAUUCAGAUUUAGUGUAA